Molecule: messenger RNA, 414 nt
Organism: Kockovaella imperatae
Lineage: Eukaryota; Fungi; Basidiomycota; Tremellomycetes; Tremellales; Cuniculitremaceae
Exons: 2
Coding region: 1-414 (137 amino acids)
Biological process (GO): mitochondrial respiratory chain complex III assembly
Source: RefSeq, a predicted model, not a curated record
AUGUCUCAGAUCUCCAGAAUCCGCACCCUUGCUCGAUCUCUACCUCCUUCGCCUCUCAGACAAGCUGGAACUCUUCAGUUGACCGAUGCCAUUGAAAGUAUCCUGUCGAGGCAUUUCCCAGAAUCUUCAGCAUCGGCAACCUCAUCGGCUGGACCAUCCAAGUCAGCUCCAACCGGAAGUCGUCAGGCGAUAAGCGAAUCUAGAGCCCGAGACGCAAUGGAUGGCAUGUUGAGGAGUUUACAAAGGAUUCAAUCGAACGCAGCGUCAAAGCGGUACCCCCUCAGCGAGAGAACGUUGACACCAGCUCACGAUCCGAAUACGUACCUCCGAAUCUUGAACGGUGUGAGGCAGAGUGCAAAAGGACAGGGUCGAGCCUGGUGGAAGAGGUUUUUCCAGGUCAGGGGCAAGGACUAG